This is a messenger RNA of Chelmon rostratus (copperband butterflyfish), 5792 nucleotides long. Its product is annotated as fibroblast growth factor receptor 1-A-like. NCBI's taxonomy places the organism in Eukaryota, Metazoa, Chordata, Actinopteri, Chaetodontiformes, Chaetodontidae. Gene Ontology annotation, molecular function: fibroblast growth factor binding; fibroblast growth factor receptor activity; ATP binding. Gene Ontology annotation, cellular component: signaling receptor complex; membrane. The transcript is spliced from 18 exons. The record is from RefSeq and is a predicted model, not a curated record. Gene Ontology annotation, biological process: positive regulation of cell population proliferation; fibroblast growth factor receptor signaling pathway; multicellular organism development. The coding region runs from base 631 to 3138 and encodes 835 amino acids.
AGCGGCCCGGACUCUCGUUGUUUAACAGCGUUUCUCCGCCAGGAACGGACCGAAUACUUUCUAGGAUUCAUUCCAGUUUCGCUCUUUCGUCAGAAUAUUACCGCGAACGAGGUCUCGUUUUCGGAUAUUUUAUUCGAGCGAGUUGAAGAAGUUUCGGGCUCAGUUUUCGGAGGUGAGGGGAAACAUUUUGGGAUAAAGGGACGACCGCGAACUCCCGCACGGGCAGCGCUCGCGCAGUUUCUUCGGCUCUGUUAAGGUUAGCUAGGUGGGAGAAAAGAAGCUUGUCGCGAAGGAAAAGACGAACGAACGUUGAAUUUAGAAGAAAAAAACAAAGUUAACGACUCUGAGGAAGUUUUUUUUCCCGCUCCGUUGGUUAUUUGGGUUUUUUCGGAGUGGGGGGGGCGCACAUUCUUUUCUUCUGUCGCAUAAGUUUGGCAGAAAUAUGCGCAAACCUGCUAGCCAAGCGUUGAUAGCUGGGAGUCAGUGAGCUUCGUUAACGGGCCACUCGGUAAAUCUGGAUCUAUCCCUCCUGGUUUUCGGGAAGUUUUCCUGCCUCCAGCCUCAGAUCCUCGGUUCCUUAUCAGACCAACACCCGCCAGCAAGCUUAGCACUGUGAAUGACCCGCUGCUGAUGCCCCAAAGGUCUGAAUGGAGUUCCAGUCGCAGAGAAAUCAACAGUUGUAGCUCCCUCAGCAGGAUGCUGAUGAGGCCAAGUGUACUUCUGUUUCUGGCUUUAUUCGCCCAAGUUUUAAGGACCCAGUGCCAGCCUGCCAACACUGGUGAAGUCUCCGUGGAAACGCAAGCAGAGCUGUUCACGCUCUAUCUUGGGGAUCGUCUGGAUCUGAGUUGCUCUGCCAGGGACUCCGUCCAUGCUGUCAACUGGACCAAAGACCAUGUGGCAGUGGUGGAUGGAGAGCACACGCGCAUCCGCAACGGGCAGCUGGAGAUCGAGACCGUGGAGCUGACGGACUCCGGUCUGUACGCGUGCACCACCUUCGGCAACCACAGCGUCUACUUCAAUGUCACAGUCGAUACCCUGGCCUCAUCUGAGGAUGAGGAUGAAGAUGAAGAGUCUUCGUCGGAGGAAGCCAAACUGCUGGGCAGUCAAAAACUGCUGCCGAUGGCCCCGCAGUGGGCUCAUCCAGAAAAAAUGGAGAAAAAGCUUCACGCUGUUCCAGCCAGUAAGACUGUGAAGUUUCGAUGCCAGGCCAGCGGCAACCCAACUCCCACUCUGAAAUGGUACAAGAAUGGCAAAGAGUUCAAGAGAGACCAUCGCAUUGGCGGCUUCAAGGUCCGUGACCACGUGUGGACCAUCAUCAUGGAAUCUGUAGUACCCUCUGACAAGGGAAACUAUACCUGUGUGGUAGAAAACCAGCACGGCAGCAUCAAUCACACCUACCAGCUGGAUGUAGUCGAGCGCUCACCCCACAGGCCAAUCCUGCAGGCUGGCCUGCCGGCUAACCGCACCGCAGUGGUGGGCAGCGACGUGGAGUUUGAGUGCAAGGUGUUCAGCGACCCUCAGCCUCAUAUCCAGUGGCUGAAGCACAUUGAGGUCAACGGGAGCCGAGUCGGUCCUGAUGGUUUACCGUAUGUCCGUGUUCUCAAGCAUUCUGGGGUCAAUAGCUCGGACGCUCAGGUGCUGACCCUCUACAAUGUGACUGAGGAGGAGAGCGGAGAGUAUAUAUGUAAAGUGUCCAAUUAUAUAGGAGAGGCCAAUCAGUCGGCCUGGCUGACUGUCACCAGAUAUGAGCCCACAGCUGUCCCUCACUACCCUCCGGCCAACCACACCUACCUGGAGGUGGUCAUCUACUGCGUGGGCUUCUUCUUUAUUGCCGUCAUGAUCGCCAUCGCAAUUAUUGUCAAGAUUCGCACCUCGUCAAAGAAGAGCGACUUCAACAGUCAGCUGGCCGUCCACAAGCUGGCCAAAAGCAUCCCUCUGCGCAGACAGGUAACAGUCUCAGUGGACUCGAGCUCCUCCAUCCACUCUGGAGUGAUGCUGGUUCGUCCAUCCCGCCUCUCCUCCAGCGGAUCUCCUAUGCUGUCAGGGGUGUCAGAGUAUGAACUGCCCCAGGACCCCCGCUGGGAGCUUCCCCGGGACAGACUUGUUCUCGGGAAGCCGCUGGGUGAAGGCUGCUUCGGGCAGGUGGUGAUGGGAGAGGCGCUGGGUCUCGACAAAGAGAAGCCAAACCGUGUCACCAAGGUCGCAGUCAAAAUGCUGAAGUCUGACGCCACAGAGAAAGACCUGUCAGACCUGAUUUCAGAGAUGGAGAUGAUGAAGAUCAUCGGGAAGCACAAGAACAUCAUUAAUCUGCUGGGAGCCUGCACACAGGAUGGUCCUCUGUAUGUGAUAGUAGAAUAUGCAUCCAAGGGCAACUUGCGGGAGUACCUGCGAGCCCGGCGUCCACCGGGGAUGGAGUACUGCUACAACCCAGACCAGGUUCCUGUGGAGAACAUGUCGAUCAAAGACCUGGUGUCCUGUGCUUACCAAGUGGCCCGAGGCAUGGAGUAUUUAGCCUCCAAAAAGUGCAUCCACAGAGAUCUCGCCGCUCGCAAUGUUUUGGUAACGGAGGACAACGUGAUGAAAAUAGCUGACUUUGGCCUGGCAAGAGAUAUCCACCACAUUGAUUACUAUAAGAAGACAACAAACGGUCGUUUACCAGUCAAGUGGAUGGCCCCGGAGGCGCUGUUCGACCGGAUAUACACCCACCAAAGUGAUGUCUGGUCUUUCGGGGUUCUGCUGUGGGAGAUCUUCACCCUGGGGGGCUCUCCGUAUCCCGGCGUCCCAGUGGAAGAGCUGUUCAAGCUGCUGAAGGAAGGUCACCGUAUGGACAAGCCCUCAACAUGCACUCAUGAGCUGUAUAUGAUGAUGAGGGACUGCUGGCAUGCCGUGCCCUCUCAGAGACCCACAUUCAAACAGCUGGUGGAGGAUCUGGACCGCUGCCUGGCCAUGACAUCCAACCAGGAGUAUUUGGAGCUGUCUGUGCCUCUGGACCAGUAUUCCCCCAGCUACCCGGACACCCGCAGCUCCACCUGCUCCUCCGGCGAGGACUCGGUCUUCUCCCACGACGCCGGAGCCGAGGAGCCCUGCCUGCCAAAGUUCCCUCCCCACUCCAACGGGGCAGCCAUUAAGAAACGCUGAUACCUCAUCUCCAUUCAGACAAACAUUGACAUUUCCUCCGCUCCCUGCCUCAUGGGGUCGGACUCUUCCCCACAUUCCCAGAGAUGAAGCUAAAAAACACUGGUGCUCUGUGAGAAAGGAGCUGGGAGGCGCGUCGUGGAACCCGGCGGGUCACGCGGACUGACGAGCGCAGCCGUUUCCCGGUUCUUGGCGGUGACGGUUUUUAUGGGGCACUUUGUAUUAACGGGAGUGGCAGUUUGUCACGGUGUCAUAAAAGCGAGCAGACUCCCACUCUCCUCUCCGCUUUGGGUGCAGGAGAACGGAAAGGACCGACUCCGAUCAUGUCGGGUUUUUGUUUGUUUCGUCGUUGUUUUUCCCUCCACGGUUUGUUUCGUCCGUAGAGAAGCAACGUUCUGCUUUUCAGGCCAAACCCAGAGACACAAGGGACGUGCAGCACCGUGGUCCAUCACUAUCCUCCUGUAAAUACAGUUAGAAAAUUAUAAAUAUGAAUAUAUAUUUACAUUGUACUCUUAUUUUUAUUACCAUAAUUGAUUUAUUUUCUUUUGUACAAGGAUGCUUUUGUUUUUAAUAUAGUCUGUAGGGGCAGUUGUUACAUGAGAAUAUCUUAAAAUUACUGAGAAUUACAUGGCCUUUUUUUUUGAUUCCCCUAAAUUUACUGCAUAAUCUUCAGUGGAAAAAAUAUAUAUAUAUAUGUUGGGUUUUCUAUUUUUUUUAUUUUUUAUUUUACUGUAAGUGCUUUUCCUGACACAACCUGCAAUACAGUGUCACUCAGUGUUUGGGGUUUCUCUCCAUCAGAAGAAAUGGAUUCCUGGAAUUAACAGUUUUGUGGCUGUGUGUGUGUGCGUGUGUGUGCACACGACUGUGUGUGUGUGUGUCUGUGUGUGUGUAAAUUUUAACCUCGUCUCAUUCGAGAUGGUUCACUUCCUUCGAGGACGGUCACAACUGUAAAUACUCCUGGUUGUACGCCAUGCUUGUUGAACUCCAGAGUGAUCUGCUUCAGUCAACGUCGUGCACUUCCACUGUGCAUGCCUUCCACGUGAUGAACUUCUCUUCUACUGUAAAUGCUUUAACAGGAGUUACGUUUGCCGCCAUACAACUUCUGACGGAGGGUUGCAGAACACGUAUGUCAUCGUAAAAGGAUUACAUUAAAUAAAAUGCUAUCGAAAAACAAACCGCCGAAGCUUUCAGCGUUUGAACUCAGCUCCAUAAAAGGUCUAUAAAUAUCGAGAUUUUCAUGUUUGUGAUGUAAAUCAUGUUUACAGAGAUGGAACGAUGGCUACUUCAAUCCUCCACCCAUUUAACACGGGUUGCUGGGGGCUGAUUAGAUAUGAUAAUGUGCUGCUGACAUCAGACGAAAUGCUGGCGAGCGCAGAGAGCCACCGCCGGCACUAAACGUGUAAUUUAUGGCCGUGGGAAUGGCUUGGCGAGCGCUGGUGCUACACUUCCAUCCAUCAGCCGCACCAACCUUGAUGCCCGUGUCUGGCUCUGGCUUCCUGCCAUUGGCUGAUGCAUCAACUGGAUUGCAGUCUCCACGCAACAGGCUAAAGUCAGCCUCGCAGCGCGCCGGGCUCUGUGGGUGCUGUAUCGCAGCAGAGGGGAGAACACGGUUAUAUGAGCUCAACAUGUCAGGGCCGAACACGCAGGGUCACCUCCAGAUGUUCUAAACAUGACCGUAUUGUUUUCUGAGACAUAUCAUCCACUCCUGGAAACGGAGUAAUAAAAAGUAUCAUCGGCGCCGUGGUUGAGGUGAUGAUGAGCUCUAUUUAAGGAUAGAAAGGACAGGAGAGGACUCGCUUUAUAACCUGCUAAUGGUGCAGAGCGAGGAGCGGAGGUGCCAUUAGGUGGAGGCUGUUAUCACUUCUGACAGAUGGCACGAGAAGAGUCAAGUUCAGGACAGCAACCGUUAAAGUGUCAGGCUUUGUUUGGCUCUGAUGGGGACACGCAGGAAGCUGUUUAUUGUCAGCUAUGAUUGAGGAAUCUGAUAAUCACGUGGUUUCUGAUCAGAUGGAAGAAGAAGCGACUGCUAUGUCCUGUUUUUGUCCUUGGAGGACGUAAAUUGAUUUGGGAAUACUGGAAUUUCAGCCAUGCGAGCAUAAUUAGCACGUUAAGCUCCAGGAACACCCAUGCUCAGCUCUGGUCAGCCUGAUAUAAUGUGUCCCGUUAUACCAGCGGCUUAUUUUGAAGUGCCAAACAUGAUGAGACAACUUCAAAUAUGCAGGCGUUCAUAUUCAUGUGCUCAUUAGUUCAAAAUGUGGUGAUCAUUACUCCAACAAAAAAAAAAGACUCCGCUCAAUAAUAAAACCUGUUUAUCUUUCAACCUGAAUACUCUUAUUAUAAACAGCUGAGAGCCUGCAGAGUGGAUUGAUCCUAUAGAACACAUCAAUAUCUCAUGAGUUUAUAACAUUAAAGCUCUAUUUCCUAUUAUUACUACUGAUAAUGAUGGGGAUUUAUAGCAGAUUUAUUAAAUACAUUUAUAAUGUUGGUGAGGUAUUGUUACUGGAACAUGACAUGAUUUGUGGUCACAGACAAAGAACUAAUGAGAAACACAAGUUGAUUUUCAUCUUCAGGCUGGAUGAGACGCGUCUGUCAAAUAUUCAGAUUUCUUGUAUGAAGCUGGAACAGAUUUUGUGUCAUGUUAUUAAUAAUAAAGGGAA